This is a messenger RNA of Adineta ricciae, 582 nucleotides long. The record is from the annotation of a GenBank genome assembly. Lineage: Eukaryota; Metazoa; Rotifera; Eurotatoria; Adinetida; Adinetidae.
AUGGUCGACUCUAAUGAUAAUGUGGGUAUAAUUAUUCUUGGUAACAAUAAUAGUGAGAAAAGUUUUCUUGGAAAUGUUAUUUUAAAAAGAGAACUACUACAACAUAAAUAUCAAGAAUUAUCAUUUCUUGGACAAUCAUAUAUAGUGUACAAUAUUCCAAGUCUUAUCGAAGCUGAACAAGAACGUAUUGAUUUAAAUAAACGUGAAAUUUAUACUUUUUUUCAGCAACAUCCAAGAUCGAUUGUGCUCUUUGUUUUUGGUGAAGAAAAACAAAAAAUUCAAUAUAAUAAAUGGAAAGAAAAUGGAAUAAUUGUAGCAGGAGGAAAUGGACAAGGAAACGGAACUAAUCAAUUGAAUUUUCUAAUAGAUAUGAUUGUUGAUGAUAAACAAUCGAUUUACGUAUUGGAUUUAAGGAAUAAUCGUAUAAUGAAAUGGAUAAAAGAUUCAAAUGAAGGCAGAGAUGCGCAAAUACAAAUACAAAUUGUACUGAACUGUUUCUAUGUAUUUAUUUACGAUACAUGCUAUUCAGUUUCUGUGUAUUCCAGUUGCAUCAUCUUCUUUACAGCUGUGUGUAUUUAUUAA